Chrysemys picta bellii (western painted turtle) is the source of this 475-nucleotide messenger RNA. The record is from RefSeq and is a predicted model, not a curated record. Lineage: Eukaryota; Metazoa; Chordata; Testudines; Emydidae.
CCCCAGGGCAGGAAAAUGAAGGCUUCACGCUGGCCGGGCUGCUGACAUACCAGGGGAUGAGCCCCAUCCUGGAGGGUGCUGGGCAGGUGGAGGCGCCCGAGUGGGACGAGAUCGGCCAGACCAGGAAGCAGGCGCAGGAGCCCGGGCGGCCCAGCUACCGUGUGCUCUCUCCGGUGGUGUCGGCCUUCAUCAGUGACCCGAACCCCCAGGCACUCGGCCUCUCCGUCAGCAUCCGCUUCAGCCACCCAGUGCCGGAGUCCAAGGCUGACCUGCGCCUCCUCUGCGCCUACUGGGAGCCUGACAGCAGGCGCUGGGCCACCCACGGCUGCACCCUGCAGAACUUGACCACCAACAUCACCCGCUGCCAGUGCAACCACCUGACCAGCUUCGCCGUGCUCAUGGCCUUCUACGAGGUGGAGGACUGGACCCUGGACGUCAUCACCAAGGUGGGGCUGGUGAUCUCGCUGCUGUGCCU